CAAGUCACAUGAGUUUCGGGUGUCCACCUGAAAAGGAUGAUGGGGGAUUCGUCCCAACCUCUCUCGUGAUCCUCAUUUCAACAUGGCGGACGAAGGAUGUCGUUCUGCAGUAUUGUUAAUUUGUGGAAUACCCGCUUCUGGAAAGUCGACAUUUGCCACAGAGUUACAACGGUACAUGCAGAAAACCAAAGGCGAUUCUGUACACACGAUAUAUGUGUGUUAUGAUGAUUUGAUUCCGUCCGAUUUGGAUGUACAUGGCAGUCCUAGAAGCGUUGCAAAACAACUUCAGAACGAUUUGGAAGAGAGGACCGAUGACAACAGUGUUGAAAAAGACGAGGGAUCGCCUUUCGGUGGUUCUAUAAACCCUUCCAAAUAUUCCUUAUGGAAACAAUUUAGGAAGCUUAUCCUCGAAGCGGUGGAUAAAAUUAUGAAUAUGAUAGAAAACAAUUUAAACAAAGAUGAAACAGACGGGCCAAAAACAGAAGUGGAAGAACUAGAGAUGAAAGGGUUGCCCACUUUUCAGGACUUUUGGAAAUUUUUUCUGAAAAGUAUAUCCAGGCAGGAAAGAAAGUGCUCUUGUAUUGCUUCGAAUGACUGGAGGUGGAAUGGUUGUCCUCAUGUUAUAUUAGUGGAUGAUAACAUGUUUUAUCACAGCAUGCGGUACGAGUAUGUCCAAAUGGCAAGAAAAUACAGUGCUGGUUUUGCAGAAGUGUUCUUGGAAUGUUCACUUGAAAUUGCCGAGGCACGAAACAGCUUAAGGAGCCAUCCAGUUGCCUCAAACACCAUGAGGAAUAUGUUAAGUAAAAUGGAACCCCCAGAACCUGACAAGUUUCCUUGGGAACAGUACAGUCUUACUAUAAAAGCUGAAGAAGAACUGGAUGUUGAAAUAAUGGAAAGUGUCGCCCGUCUUGCUACUGAAGUUCUAACGCACCCAAUGCUUCAGGCUGUUGAAGACAUUGAAGAGAAGGAGAGGUCUAGAGCAGCUUGCAUUACAAGUAUAGUGCACCAGGCUGAUCAAGUUCUUAGAAAGUAUAUAGCUAAGCUCAUUUCUGAGGCAAAAGGUAGCGGAAAAGCAAAGAAAGAACUUCAGUCUAUAGCAAGCCAGUUGAACAGGGAUAAAAAAGUCUUUCUGGAAAGCCUACACAAUAUCACGAGCAACUCUGAAUGCAGCAGCAAAAUGCACAGCAAUAGUACAGAUUCAACAGUAAACAAGACAUUUGAAGGGGUUAUUUCAACAAGUGACAGUUUUACUGAAAGACAACCAAACGAACAUUCAAAGAAAUCACCCUAUUUGACUGUUGUUCACAAUGACAGUGCCAGCGUCGGAGAAAAUGAUGUAAAGGGCUGUUUUGUGAACUUCAUGGUCAAAGAUGUACAUUCUGCUACUUCCAUAUCACACCUAUGUCUUCAAUGUUUUCCAAAUGUUGAGGACAAAGCAGAAUUUAAGUCAUUUGUAGAAGAACUGUUUAAGGGCACUGUUCAUGUAUAGGCACAAGUUAAAAAUAAAUUGAGAUCAACAAAGCAAUAUGAAAUUACGACAUAAACAACAUUGUCAAGUCAUUUUAAAACUCUGUUUUAAAGAAAAUGCUUUGUUUCCAAAUGUUGAGGACAAAGCAGAAUUUAAGUCAUUUGUAUAAGAACUGUUUAAGGGCACUGUUCACGUAUAGGCACAAGUCAAAAAUAAAUUGAGAUCAACAAAGCAAUAUGAAAUUAAGAUGUAAACAACAUUGUCAAGUAAUUUUAAAACUCUGUUUUAAAGAAAAUGCUUUGCCCUUGUAGGUUUUAUUAGUCAUUGCAAAAACUGAACUCCUGCUAAUAAAAAGACAUUUCUCAGAUCACACCUGUUUUUCUUGGUUUCUUAUUUAUACUCUGACAGCAACUUUUAAACAACAACAUAACAAUGCUUAGUUAGAAGUUAAUAAUUAAUGCAAAAUUUGUGCUAACCACAAACUGGGAGCCUUAGCAACAACUUUCUAUAGUUAACAGUUUCAUCCCCAUAACCAUUGUGAUGUCAGUCACAGAACACUAAAAGUCAAUGGAUGUCGUUCUAACUUGCAAGUCUGACCCAUCAAACUUAGAAUUCUAACUUAAACUUUAAAUUAUUUUUUUGUUGAAAACCUGUAUGAAUAAUCAUUAUUCAAUAAA
Orbicella faveolata is the source of this 2145-nucleotide messenger RNA. RefSeq names its product L-seryl-tRNA(Sec) kinase-like. Gene Ontology annotation, molecular function: tRNA binding; kinase activity. NCBI's taxonomy places the organism in Eukaryota, Metazoa, Cnidaria, Anthozoa, Scleractinia, Merulinidae. The record is from RefSeq and is a predicted model, not a curated record.